Messenger RNA from Cetraspora pellucida, 1266 nucleotides. Lineage: Eukaryota; Fungi; Glomeromycota; Glomeromycetes; Diversisporales; Gigasporaceae. The record is from the annotation of a GenBank genome assembly.
AUGGCUCGUACGAUAGACCUCUCUUCGUAUGUAGUUCGUGAGUCUACCGCGGUCGUUUCACAGAAUGUUCAUACUGAACCAGUAGGGGAAUAUUAUUUCCCAAUUCCAGAUGUCUUGGCUGAGCAUUUAGCAUAUAUUGAAGUCAAGGAAAAAAAAACUGACAAGUUUUUUGCUGUUGAAAAAGUUGAUUUAGUAAAGUGGACCCAAUACUACAAAAUUUACUUUGAUCAUCGCAUUGAUCCGCAAGAAAAAAUUUUAUUCAUCGUGAAAACAGCCUAUACUCAUGCAGUAACUCCUUACCCAUUCGAAAUUGCCCAGACUGGAAGGCAAAACUUGAUAUAUCGUGGAAAUAUUUACGGGAACAGCGCAUAUUAUACGGAAAAGCAGAAGACUAAUGUCAAGUUAGUGAAACCCGGUCUUGUGAGCCGUAAUACCAACAUUAUCACCUAUGGAUCAUUUAGCGACCAAGAGCCUGGUGCGUUUGACGAGCUCUCGGUACACUAUGAAUUCCAACAGGCAAUUUUGACUGUUAAAGGUUUAAGACGUGAUUUAGAAAUUAGUCAUUGGGGUGGAAAUUUAGCAGUUGAGGAACAUUUCAAUCUGACACAUGAUGGUGCAAAAUUGAAGGGUCAGUUCUCACGAUUGGAAUACCAACAAACACAAUUUAUUCAUCACGAAACUACUAUGGCACGUGAUUUUUUAGUAAAGUUACCUGCCCGCGCAUCGGAUGUAUAUUAUAGAGAUGAGAUCGGCAAUGUAUCAACUUCACGAUUGAGAAAUGAACGAGACACAACAGUUUUAGAAUUUAGACCGAGAUACCCACUUUUUGGCGGUUGGAAUUAUACAUGGCAUUAUGGAUAUAAUGUUCCCCUUGGUGAUUUUUUAAGGUACCAUAAGAGUGGUAGGUAUAUUUUGAAUAUACCCUUUAUUAAUCCGUUACAUAACGCGGCUUUCGAUCAUGUACAAGUUAGAAUAAUUCUACCCGAAGGAGCAAGUAAUGUUAAAGUGGAGACACCAUUUCCCAUCAGUAGAGAAACUCAUGGAGUGCAUAAAACGUAUUUUGACAGUAAAGGACGGUACCUUGUUGUUUUGGAUAAAUUUAAUGUUGUCGAAGAACAUUCGAAAAAUUUUCAGGUUUCUUAUGAAUACAAUUCGCUAGAAUUGCUUAGGAAACCAUUGGUAGCCACUACCUUCUUUUUAUGCGGCUUUUUAUUAAACAUGGUAUUUUCAAGAAUGGAAUUUAGUAUUGGAAAAAAAGUGCAAUAA